GUAAGCGAAUACUUUUAUUUCAUUGAAGUGUCGCGGUAGGAGUGGGCAAUAAGAUGGUUUACAUGUGAGCGGAAGUACAGGCGAAGAAUGGCAGCUCCGACAAACAUGCACAGGUGUUAGCCCGAGAGACGAGUUCUCACGAGCUUUCAGAAGAUCACCACAUGAUUCAGGAACCACUUCCUAUGUCCUCCUCCUCACCGCUUUCAAUCUUUUUGCACACCAACCGAUCCAUGCUCAAUUUCCGGUUUGCUUCUUUUGCUUUCAACCUCCGGUGCACGCUACCACUCGCUCGCCUUCCCCGAUUUCCAAUGCCGAAAUUAGUUCGUCUUCAAUCGGAGCCCUCAUCGCCGUUGCUCGAACCACUCUAGCCCUGUUCCGGCGCAUUUUAGUCACUCUCUCGGCCCUCUCGCUUUCUUCUUCCGCGAUUUUAGAGCAUUCCAUUCCCAGGUGCUACUAGUCACCGAGUUCCUAAUAGGCAGUUGUUCUACAGCUGGCCUUGAGGAUAGAUUGUUUAUAAUAAUUAGAAUUACGUCAUGAGGGGGCGCCAUGUUGUGGAACUGUCCUCGACACACAAACGUACAGCACCGAGGGACCAUUUAAAUGCUUCCAGUAAACAAGAGAGUCCAGAGCGUUAUACUGUUUACCCUUCAUGGAAACGCUCCUUGCGGCAUGUAGUUGUAGCGACUCUUGCUUCAUUUUUACUUGGAUACCAUCUUGGUGUAAUUAAUGAAACAUUAGAGAGUAUUUCUUUAGACCUUGCCUUUAGUGGGAGCACAUUGGCCGAAGGUCUCGUAGUAAGUACAUCCUUAGGUGGCGCCUUUCUUGGAUCUCUAUUCAGCGGCGUGAUUGGAGAUGGACUAGGGCGUCGUAGAGCAUUGCAGCUAUGUGCAUUACCAAUGAUAAUUGGUGCAUCCAUGAGUGCAACCACAACAAAUCUCUGGGGAAUGCUUCUUGGGAGGUUAUUUGUUGGGAUGGGGAUGGGUCUUGGCCCAACUAUUGCAUCACUUUAUGUUUCUGAGGUAUCACCAGCUUAUGUAAGAGGAACUUUUGGGAGUCUUACUCAGAUUUCCUUAUGUCUCGGUCUUCUGGGAUCCCUAUUUAUGGGACUGAAAGCCAAGGGAAUAGUGGAUUGGUGGCGGACUUGUUUUUGGGUAUCUGUCAUUCCUGCUGCUUUACUUGCCCUUUUGAUGGAAUUUUCUGCAGAAAGUCCUCAUUGGCUUUUCAAGAGUGGAAGAACUGCUGAAGCUGAGGCUGAAUUUGAGAAGCUUUUGGGAGGAGUACAUGUUAAAUGUGCAUAUGCAGAAUUGUCGAAGUCUGAUAGAGUAGAUGACGCUGAUGCAGUGACAUUAUCGGAUUUACUCCAGGGCCGCUAUUUCAAAGUGGUUUUCAUCGGUUCAAUCCUUUUUGCUUUACAGCAGCUCUCUGGCAUUAAUGCUGUUUACUAUUUCUCUUCUACUGUCUUCAAAAGUUUUGGCAUACCUUCAGAUCGUGCCAAUAUUGGCAUAGGAGUCGCAAACCUUUUAGGGACAAUUGUUGCAAUGCUACUGAUGGAUAAACUUGGAAGAAGGGUGCUGCUUCUUGGCAGUUUUUCAGGCAUGGCAGUGUCCAUGGGCCUCCAAGUGGUAGGAGCAAGAUCAUUUCCAUCCAGCCCUGGAGCAUUCUAUCUUUCUGCCGGUGGCAUGUUACUGUUUGUCCUGACAUAUUCUCUUGGUGCGGGUCCUGUUCCUAGUCUCCUACUAUCAGAAAUAUUUCCUGGACAGAUUCGAGCAAAAGCAAUGGCAUUUUGCAUGUCGGUUCAUUGGGUGAUAAAUUUUUUUGUUGGUUUACUCUUCCUGCCGUUACUGGAGCAAUUAGGAGUCCAGAUACUAUAUACAGUUUUCGGUACAUUUUGCUUCAUAGCAGUGAUUUUUGUGAAGAGGAAUGUAUUGGAAACAAAAGGAAAAUCACUUCAGGAAAUAGAAAUGGCACUUCUUCCAGUAGUGUAGAGGUAUUUGAUACAUGGAUCAAAUCAUCCUCUUCUUUGUUUCUCUCUGAAAAUGGUAAGAGACAAUAGUUUUACAAUUAUUUACACACCUAAUAUUCUACCCUCAUGGUUUUCUGAUUUUUCUCCUUCCGAAACAUUGUACAACUAUAUCAAUUUCUGUUGAUCUUCCUAACCUUCUUUUCAGGGAGGAAACAGAUUCAUUCAAUAUUCCUAUCAUCAUCUUGCAUAUGUCCUUGUUCAAAUCGAGUGAUUACAAGAUCAUACAACGGCAUCAAAACUUACAGCUUCUUAACUUUCGCCAAAUCGCUUUCUAGAAUGGUAUCGAUUUUCUUGAGGGCUGUCUUGUCUUUUUGACCUCAAUUCAGGUCAUUGAUUAUUUGUCUAUUUUCACUUUUUUUUUUUCUUUCUUUGCCUUGAUAUAAUGAAAAGAAAGUGCACAAAUGCCAUGGAUCACAGUUCAAAGUUUUCUAUUCAUUGAUUAUUUAUGUAACUUGACCUCUCUGAGCUUCAAAGCCGAUGAUGCCUAUGAGUACUCGCAAUGCUGCAGGUUUAUAUAACGUAUGGCUCUUCUUUUUUUUCUUUUCUUUUGUGUUCAACAAUUAAGAAGGAUUCCAAUA
Molecule: messenger RNA, 2601 nt
Organism: Cucurbita moschata (crookneck pumpkin)
Lineage: Eukaryota; Viridiplantae; Streptophyta; Magnoliopsida; Cucurbitales; Cucurbitaceae
Product: probable plastidic glucose transporter 3
Exons: 14
Coding region: 534-1985 (483 amino acids)
Biological process (GO): monosaccharide transmembrane transport
Cellular component (GO): membrane
Molecular function (GO): hexose transmembrane transporter activity
Source: RefSeq, a predicted model, not a curated record